AUGAAUGUUGUUGCGAGAUCGAAAACAGAAGUCUCCGAAGGUGGAGACCUUUGUGAUUGCUGCACCAGUAUCAAUCUACAAGACCUGAAGAGCAGCCCGGGCUAUGAGCAUCAGCCAACUUGGGGGUUGCUCCUUCUUAGCUCGCACCAUUGCGCUCUAUGCAACCUCUUCGUAGAGUCGAUACAGCGCAGUCUGGAUCGCCCUAACGCCUUCCAGCACAGCCUCCUUGAAGACAGUGGUCCAGUGCGCUUGGUCGCCGCUGGCAGGACCAUUCCUCAGGAAAGCGACGGUCGACGAUUUCGUGAAGGACCUAUCGACGAGAUCCUUCUAUGGAAAGAAGCAGCCCUGGUAGUUGGCGGAAACGUGGACAAGCAUUGCUGCUUCUAUCCCUUGAAUGCACAAGUGGUCAUGGUCGCUGCUCAUGGCUCAGCCGCCGAGAAGGCUGGUAUACAGGGUGUUCAACUCAAUGAUCGCUAUGCGCUCACAGACCAGAAUAUUCGCAGGCUUUCCACGUUGUUAAACGAUUGCAAACAAUGCCACUCUCGGGCCAACCCACAAUGCUCCCUGAGGCAGGUUGAGACGAUAGCAAAGGCACACUUCGCGGUGUACCAGAACUCCGGAUUACCCAGUCGAUUGAUCGACGUUGAAAUGAAGGACCGAUCGAAAGUCAGAUUGGUCGACGUCAAAACUCGAGAACAGUAUCUCGCUCUGAGUUAUCGCUGGGGCGAGUCUCAACGACUAGUCACGCACAGGGACAAACUUGAGACAAUGCGGCGCGGGUUUGAGAUUGAUCUGCUCUCGAAGACUAUCCAAGACGCAAUAUUACUCUGCCGUGAGCUCAAAAUACGAUACCUCUGGGUGGAUGCAUUGUGUAUUAUUCAGAAAGGAGACAAUGGCGCUGACUGGUCCUUAGAGUUCCAGAAGAUGAGCCUCAUCUAUGCCCAGGCAUUUGUCACCGUUGCAGUGGCAUCCUCAGAUGAUUCGAAUAAAUCAUUCCUCUUCGCACCGAGAGUCCCUUUCGUAGAGGCUCCAUUUCGAAAGACAAGCAUGGCGCAGUCGGAUGGAGCACUCAUGUUCGCAAAAAAGUACCAUUUCUUCGAAGAGGAAUUUGAGGUUGCUACAUACGAGAACCCACUUGCAAAAAGAGGCUGGGUAAUGCAAGAGAGACUGUUUUCUCGACGCACUAUACAUUUUACAGGGCGACAGGUUUACUGGGAAUGUGCAUCUCUCUUCUGUGCUGAAGACGGUAGCGCUAGAACCCCGCUAGGCGCCCAUUCGAUCAAGAUGGCAGCCACAUUCUACAGAUGUCUAUUCACAUUGGCCAAUCAUACCAAUGACAUCGGAAAGAAGUUCGCUACUCGGAUGCUUCUGAAGGCGUGGUCUGAGCUCCUCACAGAGUACUCUGAGUUAGAGCUCACAUUCGAGAAAGAUCGGCUCCCUGGAAUUAGGGGCGCCGCAAGGAUGGCUUCUUUGUACCUCCCAGGACGAUAUCUGUCUGGGCUGUGGGAACAUACUCUCUCAAGCGAUCUCCUGUGGGUACCGAAGAAACGUCCAAUGGCCCUGUGCCAGCGUAGAUGGGCACCUACAUGGUCGUGGGCCAAUAACAGGGACGCUAUCUUGAGUCGUGGUGGCGACAUCUUAGGCGAAUCAGAGUCCUGCAUCGUCCUGGACAAAGUUCUGAAUUUUGAGACACCAUCAGAGACUCUGGUCUUGUCAGGGCAGAUACAAUGCUGCGAGGUAUCCUUAACACCGGAGGCGAAGCCUACGGCCCGGUGUUGGAAGGACCCUCCUGCAGAAGACGAUGAUUACAUGUUUUGGCCGCAAGGCUUCGAUAAGUUGAAGAAUGAGAUUGACAAUGAUGGUGGUAAUAUUUGCCACUUUGAUGUGGAGAGAGGAGCUCAGACGGAGUUCCUGUUUCUCGCGGUUGAGUGUUCAAAAAGGUUCAGAAAGUGGCAUUGUAGGGGUUUGCUUCUCAAUCGUGAGAAUGGCCGUCAGCUGGGCCCGGUAUCAUAUAGUCGCGUCGGUAUUGGAUGGGCUUCUCACCGUGCUUGGCAUGAUGGACCGACCUCCACCAUAUCGCUGAGAUAG
This is a messenger RNA of Lithohypha guttulata, 2088 nucleotides long. RefSeq lists its product as uncharacterized. Lineage: Eukaryota; Fungi; Ascomycota; Eurotiomycetes; Chaetothyriales; Trichomeriaceae. The transcript is spliced from 2 exons. The coding region runs from base 1 to 2088 and encodes 695 amino acids. The record is from RefSeq and is a predicted model, not a curated record.